Culex quinquefasciatus (southern house mosquito) is the source of this 6875-nucleotide messenger RNA. It is a transcript of the gene Eph, whose product is annotated as ephrin type-B receptor 1. Gene Ontology annotation, biological process: axon guidance; cell surface receptor protein tyrosine kinase signaling pathway; protein phosphorylation. Gene Ontology annotation, cellular component: plasma membrane; neuron projection. NCBI's taxonomy places the organism in Eukaryota, Metazoa, Arthropoda, Insecta, Diptera, Culicidae. The coding region runs from base 2175 to 5588 and encodes 1137 amino acids. The transcript is spliced from 14 exons. The record is from RefSeq and is a predicted model, not a curated record. Gene Ontology annotation, molecular function: protein binding; ATP binding; transmembrane-ephrin receptor activity.
UGUGUGAAAGAAAGAAGGUGGAAAAAGGUGCCUCGAGAGCGAGAAUUAAGUGCAGAGGAAAGAAGCAAAAGAAAAAAAAAACUGUCAGCAGCUCCGAGUUCAGAGUCUGAGGACUGAUUCGACUCUGAAUUCCCGUUGAAGAGUCAGUCUCGUUCAGCCGCUCGAUAACUUUGGACCGUCGUCGUCGUGUGGGUUUGUGUGUGUGUACUGUGUUCAAUUCAAGGAUCUGGAGGCGCACAACAAGGAACGAAGGACGAGAUAAAAGCAUAAAAAGAGUGAAGAGAAGAGAGAGCAAAUUUAAGGAUAAAAGUGAAGCGAAGAGGAAGAAUCUCAAGAAAAAUACCGGUGAACUGCGAAUUAGACGAAGAAGUUUUUGCAGGGAUUUUUUUUUGUGGGUGAAGAUUCGCUCAAGAAGCGUCACGUACAUUCGGUAAAAAGGACAUUUUGGCACCGCGUUGACUGUAGUGGUGAUGUCUAUUCAUCAACUUGAUUCACAAGUGAGUGUGAGCGUGUUUGUGUGAAGUCGUCGUCGGUUUAUGGAGGAGGACAGGACACAGGACACAUGUGAGGGAUGUGCUGCUGGUCCUGAACCUGAACGAAACGACGAACGGAGAAUUCACUUUCGAGGUUGAAAUUUUCUCGGAAGGUUUUCGUCCUUGGAGGAGCGGAGAUCUUCGGAAUCAACUUCUGAAAUUCUGAAAGAAGAUUUUGUGAGUUUUCGUUGAGCAGGUAGUGCUGAGGGGGAAAACAGUUUCGGAAGAAAUUCCUCGAAAGAGCUCAAACUUGUGCAAAAAGGAACCAAUUUAGGGCAACAAAGAUGGUUUGGUGUGGUCGCAAGUGACAUAACUCAAAAUUGAGUGACAGUGGAAUAACAAAUCCCAAAAAAAAAUCAAUCAAAGUGAAUUGUGAAAUUUCUCUAAAAAAAGCAACAAUUUCUUGAAACGAAACAAAGCAACCAAAAAAAAUCACCGACUUUUAAACGGCCCGGAUCGUGCACCAGCAGGUUGUGAGGGGCAUGACUUAUUGCGGCUGUUGGACGGCGGCGGGAUCGACGUCGGUGGCAGAAGUGCUGUAAAAUGUUGCUGCCACGACAACGGCGACUGGAGCGCAACUGUUGCAGCUGGCUUAGCCGCUCAAUUUGGUGGUAGAUAGUGCACGACUCGAAGAAGAAGAAGGAAGAAAAAGUUAAUAUUAUAAAAUUGGAAGCAUUAUAAUUGAUAGUUGAUUGUGUGAGAGGCGAAGAGAAGAGAAGCGCGCCCUGUGAAUAAUAUUUUUCGUGUAAGAUAAAAGAAGAGAAGCGGUGGAAGAGAAGAGGGCGGGAAGGUGUGUGUUGUUUUAAGGCAGUUUUUAGAAGAAUGUUCCAAAAGUGAAACCAACCCAGAGAAGAAGGAAAAAAAUAAGAAGAAAAAAAGAGGCUAGGAAUAAGUCCAGCGUGUGUGGCUGUGGCAACAAGCAUGGAAACUGUUGCUACUGUUGAUAGUUGGAAGAAGUUUGAAGAAUCAGCCAGUGCCAGUGCCGGUGGUGCGGCUGCCGGGCUAGAAGAAGUCGUUGCGAGCAGGUUCUUCGCCGACGGUGGGCGACAACAACUGAAAGAACAACAACAACAGCAACGGCUACAACAAAGCUAAUGAGCUCGGAUUCCUGCGGCCGCUGUUGUUGUCGGUGUAGAAAAGAGGGAACUCUCUGCGAAAAAGUCAUGCUGCUGCCAUCAUGUCCGCUGCUUCGUCACUGUCCUCGUCACCACCGCCGCCACCACAACUACUGAAGAAGCGCAAGAAGAAGCCCACAUAAUGAAUGACGGGGAAGAGGAAUAAAAAUAAAAUUAAAAAUUAAGAUAAUAUAAACGAUCAUCAUCAUCAUCAGCGCGCGGCGCGGAGUUCGGCGGGUGUGACAAGUAGGUUCAGAGAAGAGAGAGGCAGAAAUCAGGAUCAAGAAUCUCGGGCUCAGAAUCUCGUCACGACCAACCAAUACGGUGAAGAAGAAGAAGGGCUUGAGCUGCUGCCGUUCAAGAAGCUCGUCACAGAAGAAAACGUUUGACAAAAACAGCCAGGCAGUGUGCUUAAGGUGAAGGCAACCGCGAUUUGCCGCGUAGUCAUCAUCAUUUUUCAUUUUUCCGGGGCACCUUGAAGGCGGCGGCCCACGGGAGAAGCGCGCGAAGACCGCCGGCCGAUAAUAUGGAUAAAUAUCUGCCGCUGCUCGUGCUGUUCUACAUUCUCAACCACAAGCUAGAUGGCGUUGCCAGCGAUCAAGUUGUUUUGCUCGAUACGACCAAGGAAGCGACCCUGGAGUGGACCCGAUACCCGUACGGACCUCAGGCCCAGACGCCCGGUUGGGUGGAGGAGUCGUUCACGAACUUCGUGAAGGGCAUCAACUGGCGCAGCUACGUGGUGUGCGACGUGGCGUACAACAACGUCAACAACUGGCUGUGGUCGCCGUUCAUCGAUCGGGGACCGGCCAACCGGUUGUACAUCGAGAUCCACUUCACGAUCCGGGACUGCUCGCUGUUCCCGGGCAAUGCGCUGUCCUGCAAGGAGACGUUCAGCUUGCUGUUCUACGAGUUUGACGCGGCGACGAGGGAGCCACCUCCCUGGCAACCCGAGAGCUACAAGUUGAUAGGGCGGAUAGCGGCCGGCGAGGGGCGGUUCAACCAGAACUCGGACGUGGAUAUCAACGUGGAGGUGAAGAGCAUAGCGGUGACAAAGAAGGGCGUGUACUUUGCGUUCCGGGAUCAGGGCGCCUGCAUCAGCGUGCUGGCCGUGAAGGUGUACUACAUCACGUGCCCGGCGGUGACGGUCAACUUUGCCCACUUCAACGAGACUCCGACGGGUCGGGAGAUCACGAUCAUCGAGCAGACGACGGGGACGUGCGUGGAGAACGCCGAGUCGUACGAAAGCCCGACGUACCUGUGCAAGGGCGAUGGCAAGUGGACCAUCCUCAGCGGUGGAUGCCGCUGCAAGGUCGGCUUCGAGCCCGACCACGAAAAGCAGACGUGCAACGUGUGCCCGGUGGGCAAGUUCCGCUCGGCGGAAGUCGACGCCUGCACGAUCUGUCCGCUCAACUCCAAAACCAACAAGAUUGGUUCGCCGUUCUGUCCGUGCCUCAGCGGACACUAUCGGCACCCGCGGGACGGCAAGCACAUGCCUUGCUAUAAACCGCCAGGACCCCCCACAAACCUCACCCUCCUCUUCAUCGACCAAACCAGCGCGAUCCUGUCCUGGAACGCCCCGCAACGAGCCGUCGACGAGCAGCUCGACACCAAAUACCGCAGCGACAUCGUGUUCCGGAUAAAGUGCUCCGCCUGCACCUCCAACGUGGUCUUCAAUCCGUCCUCCGAAACCUUCAACGACACCAAGCUCACCCUCACCAACCUGGAACCCGUAACGACCUACACCGUCCAGAUUCACUCCCAGCACGGCGUGUCGUACCUGCUCGUGCAGGAAUCCGCGUUCGACAAGGCCGGCGCCGCCGGCUACGACAACACCAGCUUCAACAACCACUACCACCACGCGACGGAACCGCCGAACGUGCGCUCCUCGUCCGACCUGGACGACAUCAAGACCGAGUACGCGGAGAUCACGUUCACGACCGAGUCGGCGAUCCUCAGCACCGUGUUCAACGUCAAAGUCAUCUCGAUCACCAACAAGGAGGUAGAUCUCGUCUGGGACAAGCCGAUGCACGCCGACUCGCCGAUCGAGUACUACGAGGUGCGGUGGUUCCCCAAGUCGGAGGUGGACGCGAUGAACAAGUCGGUGCUGAGCACGAAGGAGUCCAAGGCGCACAUUGGCGACCUGCAGGAGAACACCGAGUACGGGUUCCAGGUGCGCUGUAAGACGCUGAACGGGUGGGGCACCUUCAGCAAUAUUAUGUACGCGCAGACGCACCAGAGCGUGAGUCCGGUGUACGAUGAUUCCUUCCAGAUGCGAAUUGUUGCUGGUUCAACAGUCGCCGUCGUCUUCAUUCUAGUGUUAGUGAUCGUCGUUACCGUCCUGUUUUUGCGCUCCAAGAGCCACGAUGACAUCGACAAGAAGACCAACAAUCAUCUGCCACUGCCGCUGGAUUACGCCAGCAACGAAGGACUUGUAGUGACCUAUAUUCACGCAAUGGACACCACGCCGAUCGUGAAAACGAUGAAAAAUAAUGGUGGUUCGUACGGGUAUUACCGACAACGUCGUAAUAAUUUUGCAGUGACCACGCCGCUGUUCGGCACCAGCAGAAGCUACGUCGACCCGCACACGUACGAGGACCCGAACCAGGCGAUCCGGGAGUUUGCCCGGGAGAUCGACGCGAGCUACAUCACGAUCGAGGCCAUCAUCGGUGGUGGCGAGUUCGGCGACGUGUGCCGCGGUCGGCUCAAGAUCCCGCCGAACUUUGUGCAGGAGAUCGACGUGGCCAUCAAAACGCUCAAGCCGGGCUCGUCGGAGAAGGCGCGGUGCGACUUCCUGACGGAGGCCUCCAUCAUGGGCCAGUUCGACCACCCGAACGUGAUCUACCUGCAGGGCGUGGUGACGCGCUCGAACCCGGUGAUGAUCAUCACCGAGUACAUGGAGAAUGGGAGUCUGGACACGUUCCUGCGGGCCAACGACGGCAAGUUCCAGACGCUGCAGCUGAUUGGGAUGCUGCGCGGGAUCGCCGCCGGCAUGUCCUACCUCAGCGACAUGAACUACGUGCACCGCGAUCUGGCUGCGCGGAACGUCCUAGUUAAUUCCUCACUAGUGUGUAAGAUCGCCGACUUUGGGCUGUCGCGGGAGAUCGAGAACGCGAGCGACGCGUACACGACGAGGGGUGGCAAAAUCCCCGUCCGCUGGACCGCACCGGAAGCGAUAGCGUUCCGGAAGUUCACGUCCGCGUCGGACGUGUGGUCCUACGGGGUGGUCCUGUGGGAGGUGAUGUCGUACGGCGAGCGGCCGUACUGGAACUGGUCCAACCAGGACGUGAUAAAGAGCAUCGAAAAGGGCUAUCGGUUACCGGCCCCGAUGGACUGCCCCGAAGCGCUCUACCAGCUGAUGCUGGACUGCUGGCAGAAGCAGCGAACGCACCGGCCCACCUUCAGCAGUAUAACGCAAACGCUGGACAACCUGGCGCGACAACCGCAGGUGCUGCUGACGACGCGCAACUCGCCGGACAAUCCGGUGGCGCGACUCGGCAACGACCUUAGCGACGAAAUGCUGGCGGCGGCGGCCGCAGCUCAGCAGCGAACGAUGCCAAUGUCCGGCGUUGGUGGAGCGGGUCUCAUGGGCACGACCGAGCGGAUGUUGGGCGGCGGCGGCGGCGGCAAUGGCGUUGGCUCGGGGAUGAACGCCAGCGGGAUGAACACGCUCGGGUCGACGGCGGGUGGACUGAGCAAUACGGGGACGAUGUCCGGGACGGGUGGUAGUGCCGGGGGCUGCGGGGUGUUUAUCAGCACCGAUCUGUGGCUGGAGAGCAUCAAGAUGUCCCGGUAUUCGCAGCACUUUAAGGAGGCUGGUUUGGUGACGGCGCAGCAGAUAUCCCGGCUAACCGCACAGCAGCUCUCCGACAUGGGCAUCACGCUGGUCGGCCACCAGAAAAAGAUUCUCCACCAAGCGCGACAGAUAGAUACCAUAAUUUAAACACCAACACCAACACCAACAACAAACCAGACGACCACAAAGGGUAACCGAUACUACCCUUAACAGCAUGACUUUACGCAAAAGAAAAGACCCAGUGCAACAAAGAAAAAGUCGAAUCCUGUUUAGAGCAUUUCUUGUUUAACUUGAGUACAUUCCUGUCAAAUAUCAUCACACCGAGAAAAAUCAGCACCUUUAUUCGAUUCACUUCACCCUACCACGAUGAUAUUCACCGAGCAUUUCGAGGGCUGCAUUUAUACAAAGUAGCGUGUUAAGAGUGCGCGCGUGAUCGUUACUUAAGGUCAAAUCGGAUUGUUCCCCACAACUGAACCACAAACGCAUCCUAGUUUUGAUUUUGUGCGAGGGAGUUGUUUUGCCUAAGUUUAUGCACCGACAAGUCGAGAUGAAGUGAGAGAGCGUAAAUGAGAGCGAGAGAGGUAAGCAAACCGAACUGAUCACAGUGAGAAAGAGAUGGAGAGAGAGAAGGAGGGUGCGCGAGAUAGUACGAGAAAACUUCGUAUGUGUAAAACGACGAAAAAAUGUGAUUUUUUAUACAAUAGCAAUAUGUAGAAUCGUUUUUUUAGGUGUACACACUACUAUUACUGCAAGAACAAAACAAACAAACAAGAGAAGAGAACACAACUGAGUACUGCUAGCAAACUACUACAACUAAUUUAAAAAAAAACACUACGACUACACAUCAGAGAGAAAAAAAACCGCAACCAACACACUGAUAUUAACAAAAAAAAACAGCGCGAUACGGGAUAGAAACAAGCAUUACGAAAAAAGACACAGUGAGAGUAGCGAUUACGUGUAAAACAAUAGAGAGAGAAAGAAGGGUGAGUUAAAAGAGAGAGGACUGGUUGUAUCAUAGUUUAGAGAGGACUCAAAAAUGCUGAACCUGCCACAGUUUUCUCAAAUCGCGGGAGGUCGAACAGAACUGAAGAAAGUGUGUUUUUAUUUUAUGUUUUUUAAACUUUUUUGUUCUUUUAAUACUUUUUUGUUUGUGUAAAAAAUGUCAGUUCUCUCUGUAUGCUUUUCUCUCACUUUAAUUUAAAAAAAGAAGAGCGUGUGUGAAUAGUUAAUUUUUAAGUUAUUUUAUUGCUCCCCUUUUUCCUAGUUAUCAACUGUUUAUUAUUUUGUCUUAUUUAAUUGCAAACCCCCCUAAAUUCCGGCGUUUAAGUAGGAGCAGCGAAUCGAUUCGUAGCAGCUUUAUUCUGUGAAAUAUAGCGACUUUUUAUUCUUUUUAUUUUGUAAGUAAUAAAUUGGAAAAAUUGACUCUGAAAAGUA